CUUCCAUUCACACCCCUGGGAUACACACCUCCCACACCUGCUGGCCUCAUACACACCUGACAGAGUGAAUUAUUACACAUGUGUAUUAAGAACAUACGAACAAGGUGACUACAGAAGGCCUAUUGGCCCAUACGAGGCAGUUCCUAUUUAUAAUCACCUAAUCCCACUCAUAUACACGGAUAUGUGAAUCCCGGUUAUAUAUAUAAUUAUAUAUAUAUAUGGUGUCUCCCUACAAGUGAUCUAGUGCUCUAAUUACUGAACUACUUCACCAGCAGGAAGCUAACUACCUCCCAUCACUGUGACAAGUCAAUCUCCCAUCUUUACCUACAAUGUCGAGGAUGCGCGAGUACAAGAUAGUGGUGUUGGGAUCGGGUGGUGUUGGCAAAUCUGCUCUGACAGUCCAGUUUGUUCAAGGCAUUUUUGUCGAGAAAUAUGAUCCAACAAUUGAAGACUCCUACCGGAAACAAGUCGAGGUGGAUGGACAGCAGUGUAUGCUGGAAAUCCUCGACACUGCUGGAACAGAACAAUUUACUGCAAUGCGUGAUCUUUACAUGAAGAACGGCCAGGGCUUUGUUUUGGUGUAUAGCAUCACUGCACAGAGCACCUUCAAUGAUCUACAAGACCUUCGAGAACAGAUUCUUAGAGUGAAGGAUACCGACGAUGUUCCAAUGAUUCUGGUUGGCAACAAGUGUGACUUGGAAGAUGAACGUGUAGUGGGCAAAGAUCAGGGCCUGAACUUGGCAAAAUCUUUCUCCUGCGCUUUCCUAGAGUCUUCGGCCAAGGCCAAGAUCAACGUCAACGAGAUCUUCUACGAUCUCGUUCGGCAGAUCAACCGAAAGUCGCCGGAAAAAAAUCAGGGCAAGAGGCCCGGGAGUCGUAAGCCAUGUUGCCUCUUAUAAGGUUGAAUGUUCUUUGAUAUUAAGACUAGAUAAAGAAUGUUUGGAUGUUACGCCUUCAUCCUCUCAGGUGUAAAUUUGGUUUUGUUCUAUUGUCAAGGCAUGCAGCAAUUAAUCAUUCCUAGGGACUUUUAGGUGUACUUAUUGCCAUCAGCGAGGGUUAGGUGUACUUAUUGCCAUCAGCGAGGGUUAGGUGUACUUAUUGCCAUCAGCGAGGGUUAGGUGUACUUAUUGCCAUCAGCGAGGGUUAGGUAUACUUAUUGCCAUCAGCGAGGGUUAGGUGUACUUAUUGCCAUCAGCGAGGGAACUGCCAGGAGAGAGUCGAUGGCUCUAAGUGACCAAAGCAUAAUUUCUUAGUUGUGUAGAGAAUGCUGUUGUGUUUUUGUUUGGCUGACAGACUAAGGGACUUCUGGAGGAAACAUGCAUAUCUUGUCAAUAGAAAUUUUGAAUUGAAGGGUGGGAAAAAGGCUGGUGCCACACACGAACUCAUUGUUUUGCACACAAUGAUCGGGGUUUGUAUAGACUUGCUCUUGAAAAGGAAUUUCCCAUAAAGUCUUAAGUGUUGGAAAUGUGCUCGAGGUAACUUGUUACUUUAGAGCACUUGUCAUAUUAUUCAGACAUGUUUGCUGAAUGUGGCUAGAAGUACAACACGUUGUUUAUAAAAAUAUUGGAUCUGCAAGAAUGUGAUGUCGGCAUAACUCAUGUUGGCCAUAUUUUGUUACUUCUUAGUCUCUCGUGAUUCAGAAAAUACUGAAUAUCCAUGAAUUUUCCAAAGUUAAACUAGUCUAUUUUUUCUAGCACAAAAUUAUGGAAUAUAGCUAUUACUAACAUUCAAGUCGUUUAUUUUUUAUUUUAAGAGAGACAAAUUCCGCUAUCCAUCCUCAUUGUACCAUUU
This is a messenger RNA of Procambarus clarkii (red swamp crayfish), 1791 nucleotides long. It is a transcript of the gene Rap1, whose product is annotated as RAS oncogene family member Rap1. The record is from RefSeq and is a predicted model, not a curated record. Gene Ontology annotation, cellular component: plasma membrane. Gene Ontology annotation, molecular function: GTPase activity; GTP binding; GDP binding. NCBI's taxonomy places the organism in Eukaryota, Metazoa, Arthropoda, Malacostraca, Decapoda, Cambaridae. Gene Ontology annotation, biological process: negative regulation of synaptic vesicle exocytosis; cellular response to cAMP; Rap protein signal transduction.